Messenger RNA from Vitrella brassicaformis, 1357 nucleotides. The record is from the annotation of a GenBank genome assembly. NCBI's taxonomy places the organism in Eukaryota, Vitrellaceae.
GUGCGACAUUGGUGUGGUUGAGUGUUUGCUUGCUCUCAGAGUGAGCCAGAGGGCGUGUACACUAUGUGUCAAUGUGUGUACACUAUACACGUCAACACGUCAACAAUACAUGUAUGUAUGAAUAAUGAAUGCAUAAUUAACGGAAAACGGCCGUCAUUCAACAAUCCUUCAACAAGCCUUCAUUCACUCGAUCCUGUCACGCGGCGUCGUCCAUCGACAUGGCCUGCCUGCACACAGAUACGCACACAGAUACCCACACGAGAUGCCUCGUUCACGUGUGAGCUGUAGUGGGCGGUUUCGCCUUACUUAAGGACGUCGCCACACACGUUCACACCCACCCUGAGUCGUCCAACAGAGAAAGGAACCUCAGGCUGUGUUGUGGUCGUUUGCCUUUUCCGCUCACUCACCCUCCUUGUUGGCACUUGGCCAACACCUUCUUGAUCUUGAUGUACUUGUCCCGCCUCGGCGAGUCAUCAGACGCAGACGGGAGCAGGGUGAAAGGGGCGACUUCAGCUGGCUCAGCUAUGAGCUGAUUCGCCAGCCGCAUGUACGUGUUGAUGUCUUGUCUUCCCGACUCCCCUGCACAACGAAUGCAUCGAGACAAAGCGAGAGAUGACAUCCGUGUCGCGUGCACGCUCAGGAUUCGGGUCCCUUUCCUUCCUUCUCUGUCUGUCUGUUGUCGGCCCACGUACAUGCGUCCUGUGCUUCUUUCUUGAGCUCCUUCGUGACAUCCCCUCCUACCCCCUUGGCGACACUCUGCAGCCUCCUCAUCGAACUCUCAAACCUCUCCGUGACCUGCUCUAGGUCGGAACCGCCCUCAUCCUCUGGUACGGACUUAGCCAACAACCGCAUGGGCGAGAAGAAGUCCCUGUCCAUCCGCGACACGGACACAAACCUCGCCGACCCAGAAACUUUGAACUGAUCCAGAACGUCGUCCCAAUUGCUCGUGCGGAUGUCCUCGGCCAAAUCGAACAGAUAGAAAUCACCACUCAGCUGAAGCUGCGGGGCAUACUGCCUGAAGCUCUUGAUGGAUGACGGCAGGGGAGGCUCCACGGCUACUGCAUCGUCGAGCAAGAGAGCGUUGCUGACUGCCAGUGCUGCAGCUGGGAAGAAUGCAAGAGCAUCACGACGAGAUGCCGCCUCAAGCUGCCCGCUCUCCGCUGACAGGGAUGAGCGCCUUGGACUUCUCAAGACGGGCGGCACGAAUGCACUCCGAUAAGUCGCCCAGGCAGCAGCAGAUCGGAUGGCGUAGGGGCCAUAGCAUAACUCACCAAGAUAGAUCGUAUGAAUAACAGCGACAAGGAUGAUGAUCCUCAUCGAAUUCCCGAUUUGCUGCCCCGCGCGCGGUCUUCCUCAG